Messenger RNA from Charadrius vociferus (killdeer), 732 nucleotides. Its product is annotated as protein scribble homolog. The transcript is spliced from 8 exons. Gene Ontology annotation, cellular component: cytoplasmic vesicle. Gene Ontology annotation, molecular function: syntaxin binding. Lineage: Eukaryota; Metazoa; Chordata; Aves; Charadriiformes; Charadriidae. The record is from RefSeq and is a predicted model, not a curated record. The annotation marks the transcript as partial. Gene Ontology annotation, biological process: regulation of insulin secretion involved in cellular response to glucose stimulus; insulin receptor signaling pathway.
AUGUCCCUGCUCUCACCAGGAGAUGAAGACGAACCAGAGCGUUUUGAUGGUCUUUCUCUCUUAUACUGGACUAUUAUGGGCCCCCAUGGAAUCAAUCGAGCUGUUCACCGCAUUUCUUUUUCUGAUUGCCAAAAUGGAUUAGGAGUCAAAAUUAUUGGAGGUUAUCGGGCACAAACAGCAGAAGAUUAUGGGAUUUUCAUAAAGAGAAUUCUACCCGGAGGGGUUGCUGCUGUAGAUAGCCGUUUGCUCACUGGCGACCUAAUUUUGGAUGUCAAUGGAGAAAACUUAAUUGGAGUAACCAAUGAAAGGGCUGUUGACAUCUUGCGAACAGCAUCAGCAUCUAAUCACAUGUCUCUGCUAGUUGCCAGAGAUGAAGAAGCAAAGAAAGAAUUUCUUGACCUGAUGGAUAAGUAUGGCUCUCACAGUGACACCAGCUCUGCAAGAAGUUCUCCAACACAACUCUUAGCUGCAAAAUCUAUAGACAGCGCUUCUUCUGGCUCAUCCUCAAGGUCACAGAGUCCUCAGCUGCAUCCAAAGGAUAAUAUCACAACCAUUGCCAGAACUAAUUGUGUCCCAGCACCAUCCCCAAAGCUUGCAAAGGACAGUGCAUUUCAGAUUAUCUCUGUUUGCAAAGGAACAAGCCUAGGUUUGAAUAUUGUAGGAGGAAUUAACAGAAAUGAAGGGCCUUUGGUAUAUAUUCAAGAAAUUAUCCCUGGUGGUGACUGUCAUAAG